This is a messenger RNA of Notolabrus celidotus (New Zealand spotty), 6043 nucleotides long. It is a transcript of the gene fam193a, whose product is annotated as family with sequence similarity 193 member A. The transcript is spliced from 23 exons. Lineage: Eukaryota; Metazoa; Chordata; Actinopteri; Labriformes; Labridae. The coding region runs from base 221 to 5107 and encodes 1628 amino acids. The record is from RefSeq and is a predicted model, not a curated record.
CGUUGCAGCGCAGACUGAAGCCUGGUUGAAGCAGUCCAGCUAGAGGCCAUAUUGGAACCUAUGAAGUCGGCUUGCACUUUGAUGGAACGGAGUGUCUGCCGUUUUGGGAGUCUCUAAAUCGCUGUCCCGGAAUUACACCCGAGUGAUUGCGUCCGGCAUUCCACCUGAGACCCUGCCAAGUCUAGACGGCAAGUUGUCUCGCUGCUUUUGUGGGAAAAAAAUGAGCCCAACCGAUGCUAAACGAGGGGCUAAACGCAGGAAGAACAAGCGGGGCGGUGGCAGUAGCUGCAGUGCUGUCUGCAACACCAGCAGUGGCAAGGCCGGGGCUGCCUCGGCCCUGGGCUGUGCGGGAACAGCAACACCUGCCUCUGUCGUCAGCUUCCUAACACCUGGGAGCACAGGCAGCGGGACCUUGGGCUCCAUCACGGGCAUAAACGGAGAGGUCAAAGUGAACAACAGCAUAACACCCCAGUUUACAGAAGGACCAGUGAAUGCUGACUUCUCCGGAGUCCUUCAGACCCCAUUCACGUUCGGCCUGAACCAGCGGGCCCCCUACACGGCAGGCGAUCGCUGCCUCUUAUGCCGAUGUGAGCGAAAAGACGUUGCCGUACCUUCAGAGGCCGGGAUCUCAGGCCAGAACGGUACAUCACAGCCCAGCAAGACACCCAGUGCCCUCCAGCUGCCUCUGUGGGUGUGCUCAGACUGCAGACGCACGGUGGAGAAAGAGGACCGACACACGGCUCUGGAACAGUCAUUUGGGAGCCAGGACUUCCUUUUACACAUGCCUGUGGGGAAUGGAAAUGUCGGCCAGGAGGCAGCCACGGGGGAUAGACUGACCACUGCUGUGCCUACAUUACCCAUGCUCCCUGCUCCAGACCUCACCGCACCAAUGCCUGCUGACACCGUGUGCAGCUGUGAAGCCUGCAAUGAGAGACGGGAGAUUUCUGCUGAGUCGGAGAGGGAGUCCCAGCAGCUGCAAAAUCACUGGUCAGAGGUUCGCUACCUGGUGCGCUGCAUCUACCGUCAGACAGGCACUCCGUUAGCAGAUGACCACGACCAGCCUCUGGAGAGAGACAAGGACGGCAUGAAGGAGCUGGUGGACAGACUCUGUGAGAAGGACCCCUACCAGCUAUAUCAACGGUUGGAGCAGCAGGCUCGCGAAUACGUCUUGGAAAUGAAGGUGCGGCUACUGAAGCACCUUUCAACAGGUCCCAAGACAGCGGGUCCUGCGUGUAACGUCGCUGCAGUCCAGGGCCCUCCUCAGGCCUACCAGUUCAUCUCGCUGCUGCUGGAGGAGUACAGGGCUCUCUGUCAAGCUGCACGCACCAUUAGCAGCUUCCUGCUCACCCUGGAGAAUGAGCACCUCCAGAAAUUCCAGGUGACGUGGGAGCUGCACAACAAGCACCUUUUUGAGAAUCUGGUGUUCUCUGAACCCAUCUUGCACAGCAGUUUGCCUGCACUGGUUGCACAGCUGAAUCUUUUCUGCGUCCUUCCUUCCAGACAUGGCACAGCCUCGCAUGAUUCAUACAAUGAAGACAUGUACAGGACCUUGUUAGAAAGCUACCAGCUGCUGCAGCAGGAGAUGGCUUCAGUGGCGGCUGAAUGGCAGGAGUGUGAGAAGAGGAUUGAUGACUACGUAGAUGAACAGCUGCUAUUGAAGGUGGAGGGUCAGAGUGUCACCAACCAAAGAACAGAGCCACACAAGUCCUUAAUUAGCAAAAAUACUUUGAAGACCAAGCAGCGAAUGCUGAAGGAGGACUGGGAGUUCUUUAAGCAGAGAAGGUUUAUAGAAGAACAGUUACCUAACAGCAAAAAGUCCCCCACCGGAGACAACAACUUCACAGACACUAUGAGAAUGCUCUCAUCUCGGCUGAGUAUUCCAGACUGUCCAAACUGCAAUUACAGAAGACGGUGCACAUGUGACGACUGUAGUCUCUCCCACAUCUUGACUUGUGGCAUCAUGGACUCUCCCAUCGCUGAGGACCUCCACAUCAAGCUGCCUCUGCAGGGUGAACCUCCCCGAGACUACCUGACAGAGGUUCACCCUCCCAGCCUCUCCUCCGGCAGCUCGGCAUCAGGCUCCAACUCCAGCUCUCCCAUCACCAUUCAGCAGCAUCCACGGCUCAUCCUGCCUGAAGGGGACACCAACACCUUUAUUAGUGAUGAUGAUGAAGUGCCUCCCUUGUCCAGUAAAUUCGGUGACAUCUACCCCAUGAGUGGUUACGAGGAAAACAGCGUUGUGACGGCUGCUGUGAACGGCCUCCAUAAUGACAUCAACGGGGAAGCUGAAAACGUGGCGCUUAAGGCAGGGUCUCCUCACAUCACCAGCAGCAGCAGCUCAUCAGAGGGUGACGAGGAGGAAGCAGACGGGGAAGUCUGUCAGGAGCCUCAAGGUCAUCAGGAGGAGCUUUCCUCUGCAAACACCAACAGUCCUCCACCGUCUUACAGCCACCAACAGGUAGAACAGCUCCAGCAUGCCUGCGAGUGCCACGUGUGCAACCAGGACCCUGGCUCCUCCACCCUGGGCCCCGCCACAUGCCUGCCCCCCAGUCCUCUCCACGCUGCACCUCCUCCCACGGUCGGACACCAGUUCUUCACAGACAGCAAGACUCCCCCCGCCCACCCCGCCCUUCACCUAUACCCCCACAUCCACGGUCACCUGCCCCUACACAACUUCUCGCGGCCCCUUCUGCACCCCACACUCUACCCCCCCAGUCCUCCUCUCACACACAACAAGCCUCUUCCCCCAAACCCAACAUCAAACCACUCAGCAGCCAAACAGCCGGCCUUCAGCCCUUCAUUACCCGAGCAUGUUUACCAGAACUGUUUUGGCGGUGCCGGUGGAGCAGGUGACUGGAACAGCUCACUGCAGUGCCUCUCGCUCAAGUUUGAGAACCUGUGGGAUGCUGCUGUGAUGAAGAGCUGGAAUCCAUCUGUGCUGCUGCCCGAAUCCCUGCCAGGUGACAUGCUUGGCCCGCCCCUCACUGAUGUGCCCCUCCCUCCCACAUCAUCGAUCGGCCCCCAAGGGGAACACCCCUCACUGCCCACCCCGCUACCCCCCUCCUCCAUCACCCCCUCAUCACUGUCAUCAUCUUCAUCGUCAUCAUCCUCGUCCUCAUGCUCCUCUUCGGAAGCGAAAGAGCAGAAGAAGAGUGGCGCCAAGAAGAAGUGUCUCUACAAUUUCCAGGAUGCCUUCAUGGAGACGAACCGAGUGGUGAUGGCCACCUCCGCCUCCACGUCCUCCGUGUCCUGCACUGCCACCACUGUCCAGUCAAGUAAUAACCCACCCAUCCACCUAGCAUCAAAAAGACCCAACUCUUUAGACGAUGUAUUUCACAAUCUAGGUAAAGAGGACCAUAGACAACCUGCUCCAGCACCCCCUAGAAGCUGCCCUUCAGGACUGACCCCCCUCCCUCCACUCUCGGGCCCCACCCUGCCCCCAGCACCCACUACACAACUUCCCACAAUGGGAUCCCAGCCCUUUCCAAAGAUGGCCGCUCCAGCUCCAGACUUCAUGGAGGCCCACCAGGGCCUGUGCCUCCCACCUGCAGAGCCUCCAACCUCCUCAGUAGAUGGUCCUGUCAGUGCUCCACCCAGUGUGUGCAGUGAUCCUGACUGUGAAGGCCAUCGCUGUGAGGGGAACGGGACGUACGAGCACCCGCCAUACGAUGGAGAGGAGAGUCAGGACGAGGACAGCUGCUCUGAGCACAGCUCCUCCACAUCCACAUCCACCAAUCAGAAAGAGGGAAAGUACUGUGACUGCUGCUACUGCGAGUUCUUUGGCCACGGCGGGCCUCCUGCUGCUCCUACCAGUCGAAACUAUGCAGAGAUGCGAGAGAAACUGCGCUUGCGUCUGACAAAACGUAAGGAGGAGCAGCCCAAACGUGAGGAGCAUCAGCCAGUAAUAGAGCGAGACACCGGGGUUGAGGACCACAGGCGGGUGGAGGACUUGUUGCAGUUUAUCAACAGUGCUGACAAUAAACCUGCCUCCAGUUCUAAGGCUGCCAAACGGGCCAGGCAUAAACAGAAGAAGAUGGAGGAGAAAGCUCGUCUGGAGUUAGAGGCUCGUGAAAGAGAGGAGCAGCAGUUAUUGGAAGAGCAACAACGGCGGCAGAGGCAGGAAGAGGAAGAGGCAGCGCUUCAAAAGGAACUGCUGCGGCUGCAGGAGCUGCAGCAACAUCGCGCCGCCAAGAAGAAAAAGAAAGAGAAAGCAAAGGAAAACACCGCUCCCCCUCAAAACAACCCACAGCCCCUCAAACAGACAGCUCAGAACGUCCUAGAUAACCUACAGAACGGAAAGUCACAGCUGCUUCAAACACUCAUCCGCCUCCCCGAUCCAAAGGACAUCAGAUUCAACCCCGUACCCCAGCCCAACACACUGCACAGCCCCAAACACACCAGUGAGAAGGGGUUUUCAUGUGAGACCAACAUCCCCAACUCUCCAGCUUUCCUCCACAACGGCACUUCUACAUCACAGCUUGAGGUUAACAAAGUUAAGACGAAGCAGUCCUCUAAAGUGACUCCCUGUGAGGCAUCUGUGAAGAAAGCCCCUGAGUUACCCAAAAGCUCUGAUGUGACAGCAAAGCUAGCUAAUGGCACCGCCCCCACCGCCUCAACAGACUCCAAAGCAAUGCGGGUCAGGCAGGCUGAGGCGCUGGCUCCUCUCCCAACCACUGAACCCAGGAGGGAGGACAGGAGUUAUAACAGGAGCACCAGUGGAAAGAGGCAACAGCCGCAACAACCCCUGACCCAAGUAAAGGAGGACAGGAGAAGUCCACCAGUGUCAAACCCUUCCCCGUCUCCCCCUCCAGCCCCUCAGUCUGAGCAAAGCCAGCAGAAUGGCAAACUUCCCAGUGCAGAGUCGCCACAGCCCAAAGGCAAGACCAAGAAGAACAAGAAGAAGAAAGGGGACAAAAUGAACAACUCAAUAGAUGAUGUAUUCUUGCCCAAAGACAUCGACCUGGACAGCACUGAAAUGGAUGAAACGGAGAGAGAGGUGGAAUAUUUCAAAAGGUUCUGCUUGGAUUCUGCUCGACAGACUCGCCAACGACUUUCCAUCAACUGGUCAAACUUUAGUCUGAAGAAAGCUACCUUUGCUGCACAUUGAGGAUGUUAGUGAGUGACUGUCAGGACACAAUCAGUACCUUAAACAGCUAUACCGACCACCACGGUCCCCACACCACCCACCCAUCCCUUUACCUCCACCCAGCUGUCGUCCUCCCAGACUUUUCUCCUGCUGUGCCCAAAUCACACCCUUGCUGCCUUGCUUCGUUCUCGUCUCUGUGUGGUUCCAACACAGACCCAUCUGGACUGAUCCACCUGCAGAACUUAAACUAAAAAUGAAAUGAAACGACACAAAAAGAAUCACAAAACUGCUACUUCACAUCUGAUUAAUUUUCCUUGCGUGCUUGUGUGCUUUUAGUCUGAGUUGGGCAUUUCUCUUGACUGAAAAGCCAUGGUCUGAAAUUAUUUUCUUAUAAUGGCUUACCUGUAGUCAAAAGAUGCUUACUAUGUCUGGAUGGUUUCCUAAAAAAAAGAGACUAAGGAAACUACAGAAAAAAAGAGAAAUGUAAUAAAUUAAAAGCUGUAUUUGAGAUAUUGUGGCUUAAUAUCCCAUCGUUUCCUGUUCCUCGCACGGCAUCUCAUCCACAUGAUUGACAAGGGAAUGGGCUUGGUCAGCUGGUCUCCACUCCCUGCUCCCAACCCCCCAUCACCACCACCUCCUCCACCCUAUUUCACAGAAAGGAGGAAAGCGUAAUACUUGACAAUGUUCUUUUUUGGUUUUUAAGUACUGUUUAACAAACUGUUGAGUAAAAGUGUACCAGUUACAGUUUUUGUUUUCUUUCUUUUUGACCUGUAGCCAGCUUGUAUCAGAAUACUUUCAGAAUGAAAUUGAAAAAGAACAAUACUCACACUAUCAAUCUGUUAUAGAGUGUAUAUUGUAUUAACACUGAAGCCAAACUGGCUACUUUUAACAUAUUGUUAAGUAAUAUUAAAUCUUGUCUUUCUUUUUUGAAAGAUGGAAUACAGUAGUAUGGCAGGA